AUGACAGAUCCACUCUCUAUCGCAGGAAGCGUGGCAGGUGUGACCACGCUUGGAAUCCAGGUCACACAGUCAUUGGUCGAGUUUUAUCAAGCAUAUAAGCGCCAGGACUCUGAGCUUGCCGGUAUUACUGGGAAGCUUGAGAACCUUGCAGAGACCUUCCGACACCUUGAAAAGACUUUGUUGCGUCGUAGUUUUCGAGUAGACGAACAAAGUCUGGUCACGAGAAUUGAAAUUCCAAUCACAGAUUGCGAGGAAUUGAUUCGAGAGCUACAGGAUGAAUGUCAGAAGUUUAGCCAGACCUGCUCAGCUGGCGUCAAAGCUGCUGUCAAAGUGGCAGGACGUCGUAUCGCAUACCCAUUUCGACAAAGCACGCUCCAGAAACUCGACGAAGAUAUUAAUGAGAUGGGAGCCAGCCUCUCCAUUGCGCUAAACGUGUUGCAGCUCAAUGAUAACCAGAGAUUUCAGGACAAUGUUACGGAGAUGAAAGCCGUCUUGGAAGCGGUUAAAUCUAAUCAGAUUUCAUCGGAUCUUCGUGAGUGGCUCAACGCACCUGAUGCCACCAUUGACUACAAUGCGGCUUGUGCAAAGAAACACCCAGGCACUGGGACGUGGCUCAUCAAGAGCUCCGAAUUUACGAAAUGGUUGACCAAUGAGAAUACUAUCUUGUGGUUGAGAGGCUUUGCCGGGUCUGGCAAGUCAGUCUUGUGCUCCACAGCGACACAAUCUGUGCUACGACAUUGGGGAUGCGACCGUGGCGUCGGUGUUGCAUUCUUCUAUUUCACUUUCACCGAUGACUCGAAACAAGAUGAGUUGUCUAUGAUACGAGCAUUGCUACUACAACUGUCGAGCCAGCUCCAAGAUGGCCACGCAGAUCUCACGCGGCUGCAUGAAUCAUAUAAGUCUGGUACACCUCCAUCGUCGGUUCUACUGGAAUACGUCCGGCGCUUGAUCCAGAGGUUCCGCCAAGUAUAUAUCCUACUGGAUGCGCUUGACGAAAGCCCUCGAAAUGGACGACGAGAAUACGUUCGUGAAGCUGUAGACACAAUGCAUAAAUGGGGCAUGCCUAAUUUUCACCUUUUCGUCACGAGCCGGGAUGAGCCAGAAAUCCGUGCAUCUCUUGACCAUCCUGCCACCCAACAAAUCAUAAUGCAAAAUGCAGGAAUUGAUAAGGACAUUGCUGACUUUGUAUCAAAUCGGCUAAAUGAAGACCGAAGGUUCCGGAGAUUGUUCCCAUACCGUGAUAAGAUUCAAGAAAGAUUGGCCAAAGGGGCUAACGGCGUGUUUCGGUGGGUCGAAUGCCAGCUGAAAUCUCUGCAGUCGUGUCCCCGCAGUGAAGACCAUCUCGACAAGGUGCUCGGUUCAUUACCUCGAUCACUGGAUGAAACAUACGAACGGAUACUGUGUAGUAUCGACGACCAUCUGAUUGAAGAUACGCGAAGGAUUUUGACUCUACUCUGCUUUGCUUCAAGACCAUUGAAGGUGGGGGAGCUUAUCGAUGGUAUCGCUAUAGAGAUUAAUGGCUCCCCAGGCUUGAAUCGUAAACGCAGAUUGCAGGAUUCUGACGAUAUCCGCGAUAUAUGUCUCGGACUUGUCGAUAUUGGCCUUCAUGCCCGUCUAGAGAGUAUACCUUAUGAUGAUGAUGAUGAUGAUGAUGAUGAUGAUGAUGAUAAUGAUGAUGAUGAUGAUGAUGAUGAUAAUGAUGAUGAAGACCUGACGCCAACAGUCCGAGUUGCUCACUUCUCUGUUCAAGAGUAUCUGGAGUCCGAACGUAUUCAGCGACAGAAGGCUGCAAUCUUCAGCUUAUCCCGCGUUGCAGCACAUGCCGAGAUUGCACAGAUUUGUUUAGUAUAUUUACUUGAGGAUGGCCUUUCCAGCUCAAUUGUGUAUCAAAAUCUUAUGCAAGAGUUUCCAUUGGCUCAAUUUGCAGCCAGGUAUUGGUAUCGCCAUUAUAGGGAUAGCGAAAGCCCUACUCUCGCACUCAACUCUCUUGUAGUAAAGCUAUUCUCACGUCAACAUUCAUUUGCAACUUGGGUGAGAUUGUACGAUAUGGAUCGACUUCGCAGAAAGGGUGUCGGAUUCCACCGCCCUCUUGACAAGAUAGCAACUCCAGUAUACUACGCAUCCUUACUGGGACUUGAUCAAAUUCUGUACAUACUAAUUGACGAGGAGCAGGCAGCGAGCGCGAUUGUGUCGGCUCAAUCGUCAGUAAACACGCCUCCGAUCCUCGAUCAGAUCAACGCUCGAGGCGGAGAGUAUGACAAUGCACUGCAGGCGGCGUCAUAUCAAGGUCAUGAAAAGGUGGUACAGCUGCUGUUGGAAAACAGAGCUGAUAUCAACGCUCAAAGUAGAAUUUAUGGCAAUGCACUGCAGGCGGCGUCAUAUCAAGGUCAUGAGAAGGUGGCACAUUUGCUGUUGGAAAAAGGAGCUGAUAUCAACGCUCAAAGUGUACUUUAUGGCAACGCACUGCAGGCGGCGUCAUUUGGUGGUCUGGAGGAAGUGGUCCAAAUACUACUUGAGAAGGGACUUGACGUUAACGCUCACCGUGGAAUUUAUGGCUCCGCACUGCAAGCAGCGUCAUUUGCAGGUCAUGAGAAAGUGGUGCAGAUAUUGCUCGAGAAGGGAGCCGAUGUCAACAAAUAUAGAACAAACAGCAAGAUGUUAUGUGGACCUCAUAAUACCGUACUGCAAGUGGCGUCAUAUAGAGGUCAUGACAAGGUAGUACAGAUAUUGCUUGAGAAGGGAGCCGACGUCAACGCUCAGGGUGGAUUUCGUGGCACCGCACUGCAGGCGGCGUUGGGUAGUGGUCAUGAGAAGGUGGCGCACAUGUUGCUUGACAAGGGAGCCAUUCGCCCAUCAAAGAAAAAGGCUUCUGAAGAGAAAGGCUCUACGACGCGUUGA
This is a messenger RNA of Bacidia gigantensis, 2898 nucleotides long. RefSeq lists its product as uncharacterized. The transcript has 2 exons. Gene Ontology annotation, molecular function: protein binding. The record is from RefSeq and is a predicted model, not a curated record. The coding region runs from base 1 to 2898 and encodes 965 amino acids. NCBI's taxonomy places the organism in Eukaryota, Fungi, Ascomycota, Lecanoromycetes, Lecanorales, Ramalinaceae.